This is a messenger RNA of Phaethon lepturus (White-tailed tropicbird), 1836 nucleotides long. It is a transcript of the gene ASAH2, whose product is annotated as N-acylsphingosine amidohydrolase (non-lysosomal ceramidase) 2. Gene Ontology annotation, molecular function: N-acylsphingosine amidohydrolase activity. The record is from RefSeq and is a predicted model, not a curated record. NCBI's taxonomy places the organism in Eukaryota, Metazoa, Chordata, Aves, Phaethontiformes, Phaethontidae. Gene Ontology annotation, biological process: sphingosine biosynthetic process; ceramide catabolic process; long-chain fatty acid biosynthetic process. The transcript has 17 exons. Gene Ontology annotation, cellular component: extracellular region. The annotation marks the transcript as partial.
GUGCUCAAGAAACUGAAGAGCAAGUACGGUGAGCUGUACCGACAGGACAACGUCAUCCUCAGCGGCACCCACACGCACUCGGGGCCUGGUGGCUACUUCCAGUACACCCUCUUCUGGAUCACUAGCAAAGGGCUAAUCAGACCGUCCCUCAACGCUAUCGUGAAUGGCAUCGUAAAGAGCAUUGAUAUAGCGCAUCAGAACAUGAAGAGAGGAAGGCUUUUUAUAAACAGAGGCGCUGUAGAAAACAGCCAGAUCAACCGAAGCCCGUUCUCCUACCUUGAGAAUCCAGCGUCCGAACGAAGCAGGUAUUCAUCCAACACAGAUAAAGAAAUGGUGAUGCUGAAGAUGGUAGAUGGGAAUGGACAGGAACUAGGCCUUAUCAGCUGGUUUGCUGUCCACCCGGUCAGCAUGAACAACUCAAACCAUCUUGUGAACAGUGACAACGUGGGCUACGCAUCUUACUUGUUCGAACAGGAGAAGAACAAGGGGAUGCUUCCCGGAGAGGGCUCUUUUGUUGCCGCCUUUGCAUCCUCCAACUUGGGAGAUGUGUCGCCCAACACCAAAGGCCCGUUCUGCAUAAACACAGGGGAGUCGUGCAACAACCCACAGAGCUCCUGUCCCGUGGGGGGGGCAACGAUGUGCAUGGCCAUGGGUCCUGGUAACGACAUGUUUGACAGUACGAGAAUUAUAGGGCAAAAUAUCUACUUGAAAGCAAGGGAGCUGUAUGAAAAAGCUUCCCAGGAGGUCACAGGACCCAUCAGCUCAGCUCACCAGUGGGUGAACAUGAGUGAUGUCUCCGUGGAGCUCAAUGCCACACACACGGUUAAAACAUGUAAACCAGCCUUAGGACACAGCUUUGCUGCAGGGACUAUUGAUGGAGUGGGGGCUUUCAACUUCACACAAGGCUCCAUAGAAGGGGAUCCAUUUUGGGAUGAAAUCCGGGACCAGUUGCUGGGAGAGCCGUCCAACGAAACGAAAGCCUGCCACAGUCCCAAGCCAAUCCUCUUUAGCACCGGAGAGAUGACUCGGCCUCACCCGUGGCACCCCGACAUCGUGGAUGUUCAGAUUGCUGCCGUCGGAUCGCUGGCAAUCGUUGCUGUUCCCGGGGAGUUCACGACCAUGUCUGGACGCAGGCUACGGGAAGCUGUUAGAAGAGAAUUUGAUUCUCAUGGUAGACCAAGAAUGGAUGUCAUAAUUGCAGGUCUGUGCAAUGUCUACACCCAUUACAUUACCACCUAUGAAGAAUACCAGGUUCAACGAUAUGAGGCUGCAUCAACUAUUUACGGGCCGCACACGCUUUCUGCUUAUAUUCAGCUGUACAGAGGACUUGCAAGGGCUAUUGCUACGAACACAGUUCAGGAUUUGCCGUGUGGUCCAGAGCCCCCAGUUUUCAACAUAGGUAACAUGACCAUGGUGCCUCCUCUCGCUGCCGAUCGCGUGCCGGCAAAUAAGGCAUUUGGGGAUGUGCUACAAGAAGUCAGACAACAGUAUCGAGAGAGGGAAGUUGCUGAAGUAACUUUUGUAGGUGCAAACCCCAGGAACUCUGCAGAAAAUGCGACUGAACACAACUUCCUGACGGUGGAGAGAUACACCAGCACUUCAGACAGCUGGCACGUGGUACAGAACGAUGCCUCCUGGGACACCAGGUUUUACUGGACCAAAGGAUUACUUGGUCGGAGCAACGUGACCAUUGAAUGGCAUAUCCCAUGUGGCACAGAGCCGGGCAUCUACAGGAUACGGUACUUUGGGCACUACAAGAAAAAACUGUCUAACAGUCACGCUGUCUCUAUUCCAUUUGAAGGCACAUCUUCAGCGUUUGAAAUCACAGCUCUGUAG